UAGUGGCGAGUAAAUGGAGCGUGCGGCGUUUACCUUUCCUCUCGGACGGUUGGACGGCCCAGCGCACGAAAUAGUUCGUUUGUCUGCCUCGGCGACGAAAGCCGCGAAGGAGCGAGAUCAGAAGAAGCCAGCCGCGCCGGCGGGGAAGGAGGACGGGCAGGAGGGUGAGCGGGAGGAGGAGGAGACUGGAGUCGAUAAAAAACGAUAAUUGACAGUGAGGAUUGCUCGCAAGCCUUAGGGUUUCGCAGGCCGCUGCGCUGCGGAUGGCGGCGUGGUGCAGGCAGUGUGCGGAGGGAAAGCCCCUCUUCGUCGCCACCUACGCGGUCGUUUUCGGCGGGAUCGUCCUCUCCGCUCUCUUCCUCCUCUCCACCCUCUACUCCUCCUCCUCCCCCUCCUCCUCCUCCGGCGAUAACCCCUUCCUCGCCUUCGGCGCCAGACUCUCCUCCUCUUCUCCCUCUUCCUCACCCGCUCUCCCACCCCACGAAGACUCGGUUGUGACGGGGAAGACGAAAGAGAUUUCUGAAGGAAGUCCGAAUGUUACCAAGUACACUCCUUCUGUGUCAGCAGUAAACAGAUCAUCUGCCCCCGCUUUGCAACCCAAACAUAUGUUGACCAGAGCUAUAUGGGAGGUGCCUGUGGAUUCUAAAUUGCCAGCACUGAAGGCAUUCCGGCUCACAAAGGAGAUGGUCAAGCACCGUGCGAAAGAUAAUGUCAUUAUCGUGACUUUUGGGAACUAUGCAUUUAUGGACUUUAUCUUGACCUGGGUCAAACACCUGACAGAUCUUAAUGUCUUCAACCUUCUUGUUGGUGCUAUGGACGUAAAACUUCUGGAGGCUCUGUAUUGGAAAGGUAUUCCCGUAUUUGAUAUGGGUAGUAAUAUGAUCACAGACGAUGCUGGUUGGGGUUCCCCCACAUUCCAUAAAAUGGGGAGAGAAAAGGUCUUCCUAAUAAAUGCUCUGCUGCCGUUUGGUUAUGAGCUGCUUAUGUGCGACACUGACAUGGUUUGGUUAAAGAAUCCGCUCCCAUAUCUUGCUCGUUUUCCUGAUGCAGAUGUCUUAACUUCAAGCGACCAAGUUAUACCAACUGUCACUGAUGACAGCUUGGAAUCCUGGAAGGAAGGAAAGCAGAAACUGCCAGCCCUGUCAAAACCAAAAGAACUCACAGUAACUGGUGCAUAUAAUAUUGGAAUUUUUCACUGGCGCCCUACUGAUCCCGCCAUAAGGCUGGCAAAAGAGUGGAGAGAGCUACUUUUAGCUAAUGAGAAGUUAUGGGACCAGAGUGGCUUUAAUGAUCUUGUUCACAAAGUAUUAGGACCAUCAGUGGAAGGAGAAAAUGAACUGGUAUAUGCAUAUGACGGGACACUGAAAUUGGGAAUCUUGCCUGCAAGCAUAUUCUGCAGUGGGCACACAUUCUUUGUCCAGGCUGUGCAUCAGCAGCUCAGGCUAGAACCAUAUGCAGUGCAUACUACAUUCCAGUAUGCAGGUACUGAAGGAAAGCGCCACAGAUUGCGUGAGGGCAUGCUUUUCUUUGACCAACCAUCCUAUUAUGACUCGCCAGGAGGUUUCUUGACAUUCAGUCCAAGUAUUCCAAAGAGUUUGUUGCUUGAUGGUGCUCAUAAUAUUGAAUCUCACUUCUCGCUAGUGAAUUACCAAAUUAAGCAAGUAAGGACUGCGCUUGCUGUUGCUUCAUUGCUUAAUCGCACCCUAGUAAUGCCUCCAUUGUGGUGCAGGCUUGAUAGAAUGUGGUUUGGACACCCGGGAAUUCUUGAAGGGACAUUGACCAAACAGCCUUUUCUCUGCCCUAUGGAUCAUAUAUUUGAGGUAAAUGUCAUGCUGAAGGAUUUUCCUGAGGCAGAAUUUGGCCCCCGGAUUGAAUUCAGAGAAUAUUCUUUCCUUCAGAAUCCUUUGGUGCCCAAACAGGUGAAGGAGUCAUUACUCGAAGUCCAGCUUUGUGAUGAUCAUCGCACCAAGUGCACUGUAGCGAAUGAGACUAUUAAAAAUGGUUUUCUUCGAUUUCCCAAAAAUAGCACUCAACAAAUGCUUAUGCGAGUUUUCUCCUCAUACAAGGACUUCAGAGUUCUAAGGUUUUCAUCAAUGCUGGACAUCUUCCAAGGUUUUGCUGAUGCGGCAAGAGAGGCAAAGUUCAGAAAUCGGGUGAAGAGAUACGUGGGAUUGUGGUGUUGCGUGCAAUUCCGUACGCCUGGACACAUAUAUUACGACAUGUAUUGGGAUGAAAAACCAAGUUGGAAACCAGAGCCACCGCAAACUAGCGAAGAAGACCAUCCCCCUUGGUAGCUGCCAAAUUUUUCCUUAAAACAUACCGGUUUCGAAGAGUUUACUAAGUAACUAUACCGUGCCAUAUAUCUUCUUAUCUAAUUAUAGAAAUUUUUUGGCACAUGCCCAUGCUAGCGCAGUCCAUUUCAAUUUCGGAGGUUCUUUUGUAUAAGAAUAACUUGAAAAUUUUUUCUUUCAUUCUGACGGGAAAGAUGAAUGGAAAAAUAUAUCUAUUUCCAUCAUGUUUCUGGCAUAAAAUUCCUUCGCUCAUCUGCAAAUCUUGUGAUAUUGAGCUGUUUGUUUGUUUCACCUAAUUCACCAUUAUUGAGCAAUACAUUCUUGCUACUUCAAAAGCACGAAAAGGAAAGAAGAGAAUAAAAAAGAAAGAGUUGCACAUA
Messenger RNA from Ananas comosus (pineapple), 2671 nucleotides. RefSeq names its product arabinosyltransferase XEG113. The transcript has 14 exons. Gene Ontology annotation, biological process: cell wall pectin biosynthetic process. Lineage: Eukaryota; Viridiplantae; Streptophyta; Magnoliopsida; Poales; Bromeliaceae. Gene Ontology annotation, molecular function: arabinosyltransferase activity. The coding region runs from base 264 to 2294 and encodes 676 amino acids. The record is from RefSeq and is a predicted model, not a curated record. Gene Ontology annotation, cellular component: Golgi apparatus.